Molecule: messenger RNA, 3988 nt
Organism: Marmota monax (woodchuck)
Lineage: Eukaryota; Metazoa; Chordata; Mammalia; Rodentia; Sciuridae
Gene: Manba
Product: mannosidase beta
Exons: 17
Coding region: 129-2768 (879 amino acids)
Biological process (GO): carbohydrate metabolic process; glycoprotein catabolic process
Molecular function (GO): beta-mannosidase activity
Source: RefSeq, a predicted model, not a curated record
GGGGUCCGGGGCCCCGGGGUGGGACAGCUAAAGCCUGGGUAUUUCAGCAAGACUGACGGGUGGCUUCGCCGCGGCUUCCCUGAAGCUAAGAAUCCGACCUUCAUGGUCCCGGGGCUCCAGCAGCCGAGAUGCGCCUCCACCUGCUCGUGCUGCUCGCGCUGUGCGGGGCGGGCUCUACUUCCGGGGCGCUCAGCUACAGCUUAGGAGGAAGCUGGAGGAUCCGCAACGGGAACGGCUCGCUGGAUCUGUUGGGGACGGUCCCCGGCUGCGUGCACAGCACCUUGUUCCAGCAGGGCUUUAUCCAGGAUCCUUACUAUGGAUUUAAUGACCUUAACUACAGAUGGAUUUCCUUGGAUAACUGGAUUUAUAGCAAGGAAUUUAAAAUUCCUUUUGAUAGCAGCAAAUGGCAAAUGAUAAAUUUGAUAUUUGAGGGAGUUGAUACAGUUUCAGAAAUCCUGUUGAAUAACGUCACUAUUGGGAAAACUGACAACAUGUUCACCAAAUACAUCUUUGAUAUUACCAAUGUGAUCAGAGACGUGAACUCCAUUGAGCUGCGUUUCCAGUCAGCAGUGUUGUACGCCACAAAACAGAGCAAAGCUUACACCAGCCGUGAGGUGCCUCCCAGCUGCCCUCCUCGUGUGCAGAAGGGUGAAUGCCAUGUCAACUUUAUUCGAAAGGAACAGUGUUCCUUUAGUUGGGACUGGGGGCCUUCUUUUCCUACCCAAGGAAUCUGGAAAGGUGUUAGAAUUGAAGCCUAUAAUAUUUGUCAUCUGUAUGACUUCACAUUUGUCCCAAUGUAUGACAAUAGAGCCCAGAUGUGGAAGCUUAAAAUACAGGCAUUUUUUGAUGUCAUCAGCCCAACUCCAGUUGGUGGUCAAGUGAUCAUAGCCAUCCCUGAAUUAAAAAUACAGAAGACAAACAACAUUAAACUUCAACCUGGAAAAAGGACUGUUGAGCUGUCUGUGAAAAUUAACAAGAAUAUUCCUGUGGAAACUUGGUGGCCUCAUGGACAUGGAAACCAGACUGGGUACAACAUGACAAUUCUUUUUAAACUGGAUAAAGAUUUAAAUAUUGAAAGAUCAGCUAAGGUUUAUUUUAGAACAGUAGAACUUGUAGAAGAGCCCAUAAAAGGAUCUCGUGGUCUGAGUUUCUACUUUAAGAUUAAUGGACUUCCCAUAUUUCUGAAAGGCUCCAACUGGAUCCCACCAGAUUCUUUCCAGGAUAGAGUAACUUCUGACUUGUUACGGCUCCUUUUGCAGUCUGUUGUGGAUGCUAACAUGAAUGUUCUUCGGGUGUGGGGAGGAGGCGUUUAUGAGCAGGAUAAGUUCUAUGAACUCUGUGAUGAACUAGGGAUAAUGGUAUGGCAGGAUUUUAUGUUUGCCUGUGCCCUUUAUCCAAAUGAACAGAGCUUCAUGUAUUCAGUGGCAAAAGAAGUUGCUCACCAGGUCAGGAGACUGAAGUCUCAUCCCUCUAUCAUCGUAUGGAGUGGCAAUAAUGAAAAUGAAAUAGCACUGAUGAUGAAUUGGUAUAAUGUGAAAAUAACUGAUCUACCAGUCUACAUACAAGACUAUGUGGCACUCUAUGUGUCAAACAUCAGAAAGAUCGUCUUGUCAAGGGACAAGAGUCGUCCUUUUAUAAUGUCUAGUCCUUCAAAUGGAGCUGAGUCCAUUGCAGAAGGCUGGGUCUCUCAUGACCCUAACAGCAAGAAUUUUGGUGAUGUCCAUUUUUAUGACUAUCAUAGUGAUUGCUGGGAUUGGAAAGUUUUCCCAAAAGCUAGAUUCGUCUCUGAGUAUGGAUAUCAGUCCUGGCCUUCCUUCAGUACAUUACAGACGGUCUCAUCUGAAAAGGACUGGUUUUACAAGAGCAAUUUUUCCUUUCAUCGACAACAUCAUCAACAUGGCAACGAUGAAAUGCUGUAUCAGGCUGGACUUCAUUUCACACUGCCCCAAAGCUCAGACCCCUUACGUCAAUUUAAAGACACCAUCUACAUUACGCAGGUGAUGCAGGCCCAGUGUGUCAAAACAGAAACUGAAUUCUAUCGCCGCAGUCGCAGUGAGAUAGUAAAUGGAGAAGGCCACACCAUGGGGGCACUAUAUUGGCAGUUGAAUGACAUCUGGCAGGCUCCUUCCUGGUCUUCUCUAGAGUAUGGAGGAAAGUGGAAAAUGCUGCAUUACUUUGCUCGAAAUUUCUUUGCUCCACUGUUGCCAAUAGGCUUUGAGGAUCAAGGUAUAUUUUAUGUCUAUGGUGUGUCGGACCUUCACUCAGACUCUAAAGUGCAGCUCACUGUGAGAAUCCAUGCAUGGAAUUCCCUGACACCUUUGUACUUCACUGUGACUAAACCUUUUGUCCUCAAAGCCGGGAAGGCUGUGUCCAUCUAUGAGCAACCAGUGAAUACAUUGCUGAAGACAUGUGGGAAUUGUACCCGACAAAACUGUGUGGUUUCCUUUUACCUCUCAACUGACCGUAAACGCGUUAGCCCCACCAACUAUCACUUCCUGUCUUCUCUGAAGAAUGCCCAGGGGCUCCUCAAGCCCCAGAUCACAGCCAGCAUCUCUCAGCAAGGUGACACUUUUGUGUUUGCUCUGGAAACCUCAGCUAUUGCUCCCUUUGUUUGGUUGGAUGUAGGAAGCAUCCCAGGGAGAUUUAGUGACAAUGGUUUCUUUAUGACCAAGAAGACACGAACUGUAUUAUUUUACCCUUGGAAACCUACCACCAAGUAUAAAUUGGAGCAGUCUUUUCAUGUGACCUCCCUGGCAGAUAUUUACUGAAGGAAUCCGGCUGUAUUUUCAGUGUACACUGGGAACAAAGCCUUUCUUGAGCAGCGGCUGGAGAGGAAGACCCCCUGAGAGAAGCCGAGGAAACAAGAGGUGCAUCUGCUUAUUCACAUGUGUCUGACACUCUCUCAAUUGGUACAGUGCAUACUGUCAGGGAAGGCUGUUCCUCCAGUGAUGGCCUCAGACAAGGCUGUCCUAGGUGUUCUUUUUUGCUGUUGUUGUUUUGCUGUUCUGUGGGUUGAACCCAGGGUGCCCUACCACUGAACUAUAACAUCAGCCCUUUUUAUUUUUUCAUACAAAUAAUAAAUGUUCUUAAUAAAAAUUGAACUCGCAAUUUUCCUGCCUUAGCCUCAAUGGGGAUUAUAGACAGGUGCCACCGCACCUGGUUUAGGUAUUCUUGAAUCUGUGCAAGAACUGUUUAGCCCUUCAACAUACAGCUUUAGUACUAAAUGAACCAGUGUCAAGCAGAUUACCUUUCAGGGAGUCAUAAGAACAUGACCCUGGUAAUGUCUACUGAGCCAAGUGUGGGAGGUUUUGAGGUAAUUGUAGGCCUUUCAUAGGUAGCCUUGAGAAAUACUGAAUUAUUAAGAUGAAGUGUUUUGUUAUUAUUUUCAGAGGAAAUGGAGGGUCAAAUGUCACAAUAGAGAUUUCUUGGUGGCACCCAUAUUGAUUAUUGUUGCUGAACAGUUUAGAAGGUUGAUUGUUGGUAUUUGAUUCCUAUUGUGGGGUGGGAUUCUUUUUUUCAUUUUGGGAUUUGUUAUAAAACAUUUUUAACAACAAAUUAUUUUUGAAAAGAAUCCUUUUUUGAAAAAUAAGCUCACAUUGACAUGGACAUUGCUAUGUUCAUGCUGGAAAUUUUGAGAUAUUCUGACAUGGGGCUUGUGUGUGGGCUUCAGAUUUGGCUAAAUUCAGUGAACUUUCUGAUUCAACAAUACUGAAUAUAGACUUCCUGGCUCUGGCACCAAGUGGUAUUUCCUUUAGCUUAAGUUUAAAUCAGUUUAUUUAUAUUGAUUAAUUAUAAGUUGCUAUAAAGGUACUUUAUGACACAUUAUCAUAUCAAUAUGGGUAUGUUGAUAAUAAAAGUAAUGGGGCGAAAUGUUAAUAAGUGACUAAAUUGGGUAUAGAUGGGUAUGUGAAAUUUUUUUGUACUACUUUUACACUUUUGCUGUAAGUUUGAAUGAUAAAAAUAAAAGUUAGAUAAAUUGCACUGACAA